AUGGUUGGGAUUUACAGCGACAGGGACGGGGAGGUGGAGGGGGAGGACGUUGACCUGCAGCGGACACAGGGAAGAGGGUAUCCGCGGGGGAGCCAGCCCAGCUCCUCCCAGCCCGCUCGGCACCAGCCCGCCAGCUGUCCUGGCCAUCCCAUCGGUCCCCGCGAGUUCCAUGCCCAGCAAACUACCUCCGCCUCGUCCGCCCCCUCCCACGGUAAUAGCAGCAACAGCAGCAGCAGCAGCGGCGACGGCCAGGUGAAGGUCAAUGUGACGGUACUCGCCAAGACCAUUACCGUGCCGUACAGUGUGCAAACCUUGAGCGGCGGCGCUACCGCGUGCCCACCCUGCGACGUGUCCUUGUUGGCAAAGCUGCGAAGGGGCGUAGCCACAGCGGCACGAGCGCUCCUGGAAAACACGGCCACGGCGUGUACAGUACAGAAGGAAGGUACGAUGGCACGGCGGCAGCUGCAGCGGCAGCGGCGGCGGAGGAUCCUGGCGGAGGCAACGGCGGCGGCGCCGCCGUCGAUUUUCAACGACCCGCAGACCUUAGCCACCCAGGUCUCCAGAGCGUUGAACGUGGCAGUCCAGGUGAUCGGUGUGGACGAUCCGGAGGUCUCCGGUGAAGCCCUGAUCUCCCCGACUUCCAACACUGCUGCUGGUGGGACCGUCGUCACCGGUUCCGGCGGCGGCGGUGACGACGAGGGCAAGCGCAGCAGCCAUAUUAGUACGGGCGCCGUUGUGGGCAUCGUACUGGGCCUUGUGGGCGGUGCCGUACUGCUGUGGGGCGCGCUGUACUUUGCCCGUCUGGGCCGGCCAAGGUCCGGGAUGCGGUCCACUGCGGCAACGGCGCAGUACGACAGCCGCCGAGGCGUGGAUGGGGUCGACCCACGGGUCAUUUUGUGGCAGAACACGUGCGCGGAGGCCGCCGUGGCGCGGAAUGGCGGACCUCAGCGCACCCACUACCCGACAUUGGCGCAAGUACAGCAUGUAAUCGCGGUUCCGGAGCCUCCGCGACGUAAGCGCAUGACAGAUUUAAACGUGGACAUGGUCGCCGGUUCUAAUCAAUACGCAACCUAG
Molecule: messenger RNA, 1074 nt
Organism: Volvox carteri f. nagariensis
Lineage: Eukaryota; Viridiplantae; Chlorophyta; Chlorophyceae; Chlamydomonadales; Volvocaceae
Exons: 5
Coding region: 1-1074 (357 amino acids)
Source: RefSeq, a predicted model, not a curated record